Parnassius mnemosyne (clouded apollo) is the source of this 2664-nucleotide messenger RNA. The record is from the annotation of a GenBank genome assembly. NCBI's taxonomy places the organism in Eukaryota, Metazoa, Arthropoda, Insecta, Lepidoptera, Papilionidae.
AUGUCUCGUGAUCCUCCUCGAAAAUCUUUCUAUAACCGGGGACGCGAUUGGGAUAGUAAUGACUACAGAAAUCAUCAAAUGUCGAGAAAACGAAGCAGAAGUCCAAGCCGAGAUAUAAAACGCCGCAGUCGUUCGCCUCGAAAAUCUGAGAAAGAAUUAUUAGACGAGAAUAUUUUAAGUGAAAUAUCCAAAUUACCGGAACCCAACGAAUUAUGGGACAAUCAAUUUCAAGAGAGUGGAUUUAGCGGGAAUGCUGCACCGCCACCGCCUCCGUUUUCACAAGAUGGCACUUAUCCCAGCAAUUACCAGCCGUCAUAUUCGGGUAUCUAUGAUGACUUCUCAUCUAUACCAUCAGCACCACAUCCACCAAAUGUUUCCAGUUGGAACCAGGUGCCAAUGCGGCCUACUCCACCAGCACAACCAACAUUUGUUAAUAAUGUUGAAGACCAGAUAAAAAAAGAAGCGGCGAUCGAGUCAGAAAUGCGACAUCAAAAGGCGGCGUUGUCGAAACAACGGGAGGACUGCAUAAAAAAAGCUUCAAUUCUUAAAAAAGAACUCGAGACCCUGAAAGAACAGCGAAAUGAACUCCACAGCGAUCCCAAACGAUCUCCAAGUCCCGACACCAAACGAUUUCUGAAAGAAAAUACUAAAUUACAGUUGGAGAUCCAGAAUAAGCUGAAGACGAUCAACAAUGUGGUGGAUAUGUUAAAUGGGCUCAUUGGUGAGGAAGCACAAGUGGAAAAAGACGUAGAUGACUCAACUGAGCGCUCUUCAAAGCGCAAAUCCAGGUCGCCGUCGGGCAAGAAGUUCAACUAUGUGUACUACGACCCGGAGAUGCACUGGUGUCGGGUCUGCAAUGAGUUUCCCGCCACUGCUAAGGACUAUUUGACUCAUUUGCAUUCACCGGGACAUCACAAAAUGGCAGCAGCACAUAUGGAAGCACCGUGGCACUCAGUGCCCUGCAUGAACGAAGGCUUCCCCAAUUAUCCGUCUGCACCCACUAAGCGCACUCCUAUCAGAGGUCUCCAAUUCUUUGUGCCGUCAACGGCGUGGUACUGCAAGCUCUGUGACCAGUUCAUCGGGGAUCUGCAUUGUGCUUCCGCCCAUCUCAAGUCGAUCGUUCACUCUAAAAAUUACACUAAUUUCGUGGAACAAAACCCGCACUGGGACACAGAUUGGAUGUCAGAUAGACAAAAAGCAUUUGAGAAGAGCCGAGCUAAAGCAAAAAUGGAAGAAAAGCCACAAUAUACAGCUCAUACUAUCACAUUCUGUAAGGAUGGUUUCCACACAAAAACACAGAAAGACAGCCCGCCUCCAACAUCAAGCACUGAAAAGAAAAGAAAGAAGGAGAAAAAGAAGAAGAAGGGAAAGAAAAAGCGAGCAGUCAGCAGUUCCUCAAACAGCAGUUCAAGCAGCUCUGAUAGUGAUUCAAAAAAACCUAAAAAAAAAAGAGAAAAGUUGAUUGAGGACAAGGCACUGUCGGAGUGGAUGUCAGCAAUACCGAUGAACAGUCUGAACUACAACGAAAGAAAACUCUUGGACAGCUUGAAAAAUAGAGCCGAAGUGGGUGAACGUCGAAAAUCCCACACACGCGAAGAGCGAGAUAGACGUGAAGACCGCCGCAAGGAAGAGAGGCGAGAUGAGAAACGAGAGGUAAGGCAAGACAGGAGAGAGGAUAGAAGAGAAGAGAGGUCGGAGAGAAGGGAAGAGCGGCCAGAGAGAAGGGAAGAGCGGCCAGAAAGAAGGGAAGAAAGGAUAGAAAGAAAGGAAGAGAGGACAGAGCGAAGGGUUGAAAGGGAAGACAAACGAGAGGAGAGGCGAAACGAAAGCCGUUCGCGAUCGACGCAGGAGUCAUCGGAUGCUAAAAAACCUGAGAUAAAAAAGAUGCCCUUCAUUGGUAAGAUGCCUGUGUUCAAAAACUUGGGAAAAAAGGAUAAUACAAAAAACGAAGAUCAAAAGAAGGAAGAUGAAAAAAAGAAACAAGAAGAAGAAGAGUCAAAUAAGAAAAGAAGGGUGGAAAUGGACGCCGAGAUACAGAAGAAGGUGGCAGAGUUUAAAGAGAAGAUAGCGAAGGCUCAGUUAGAGAAGGAGCAACAGGAUAUGGCGCCAUCUUUGGCGCUCUCCGCUCAGCUCGGCUUCCUUCCACCACCGCAGCUCAUUACUCCGCCAAUGCCGUCGGUGCCGCCGCAGCAGACGCCGAACAACCUGCCCAAGGACUUCCAGGACGCGCUGGACAUCAUCUUCCCGUCCAGCAGCAAGCCGCAGGAGCUGUCGCAGCAGGACAUGUUCAUGCCGGGGCUGGCGGGCUUCCCGGUGGUGCCGCCCUUCGCGCACUUGGGCCUGGUGCAGCAACCCGUCUCCCCGCUCAUGAUGGGCUUCGACCUCAACGCGCAGCUGUUCCAGCACCCGCAGGGCCCGCAGCUAUACGACCCCCACGUGCCCGUCGUGCCCAACAACCACAAGAGGAACAACAAGCAGCACCAGAGGAACCAAAAGUCCAACCAGAACAAACAGACCAAUCCCACUUCGAAGGAAGUAGGACAGGAACCAAAGCCGGAGGAGAAAAAGGAAGCGAAACACGAACCCAAGCAGAAAAACAAGGAGGAGCUGGACGAACUAGCGAUGCUCGGAAUAGACGCUUCGGACGUUGGCGCUGGAAUGUGA